This is a messenger RNA of Ananas comosus (pineapple), 1026 nucleotides long. Its product is annotated as novel plant SNARE 13-like. Gene Ontology annotation, biological process: vesicle fusion. The coding region runs from base 33 to 839 and encodes 268 amino acids. The transcript has 11 exons. Lineage: Eukaryota; Viridiplantae; Streptophyta; Magnoliopsida; Poales; Bromeliaceae. The record is from RefSeq and is a predicted model, not a curated record. Gene Ontology annotation, cellular component: Golgi apparatus; SNARE complex; endoplasmic reticulum membrane. Gene Ontology annotation, molecular function: SNARE binding; SNAP receptor activity.
AAAAUCAAAACCCUACUACCUCAGGGGUCGCGAUGAGCACCGAGGUGGAGAGGAUCGACGGGGAGAUCCAAGACAUCUUACGCGCUCUCCGAAAUGGAUUCCAGAAACUGGACAAGAUCACAGACAGUAACAGACAGCUUGGAGAGCUGGAAAAACUCACUGUCAAGAUGAAGAAAUGCAAGCUUUUAAUUAGAGAAUUUGACAGCGCAAUUGAAGAUGAGGAGAUUCGAAAUCUGCCAGAGGUGAAUUGGCAGCUUGUUGAGAAAAAGCAAUUAAUGAUAAGAGAGUUGAAUUCGUAUGUUACGUUGAGAAAAACGUAUAAAAUGAGCCUUGGUAAUAAAAAAGAUAAAGGAAUCUUUGAUAUGGGUAGCGGAGGUAGUGAUCAUUCUUCUAGGUACAACUUGGAAGUGGCAUCAGCAAUGUCUAAUUCAGAGCUCAUCUAUGCCGGAAAAAAAAGGAUGGAUGAGAUCGACCAAGCUAUCGAACAUUCCAAAACGGUUGUGGAGCAAACUAUCGAAGUAGGAGGUCAAAGUGCUGCAACCCUUAAGGCCCAAACUGAACAUUUGGGCCGCAUUGUCGAUGAGAUGGAUACGGCUCAGUUUUCCAUAAAAAAGGCUUCUCGAAAGGCAAAAGAACUAGGGCGUAAGGUGGCUACUGAUAAGUGCUUCAUGUUAUUUCUAUUUAUGAUCAUUUGUGGUGGAAUUGUUAUCAUGCUUGUCAAGGUUGUAAAUUCGCAUAAUGAGAACGCCAAAGAUAUGCAUGGAUUGACACCGCCUCCGCAAACCACCAGGAGAUUGUUAUCAGCUAAGUCUCAUAGAGGCUUUCGGUAUUCUUCGUAAGUAAGAAUUUGUAGGCUCGUUCGCUUGCAUUCGGAUUUAGGUUCUUAGCAACCAUUUUAUUUCUUAUCUUCAAGAAACAUAAUUCGCGAGCCUCGCAAAUCUUAUUAUUUUUUGUUCUGUACAUAUAACAUAUCUUACCCCUUUUCUUUCUUUCUUUCUUUUUUGUUUUUUUGAUUUGAGGUAUUUG